Messenger RNA from Aspergillus novofumigatus IBT 16806, 1593 nucleotides. RefSeq names its product cytochrome P450. NCBI's taxonomy places the organism in Eukaryota, Fungi, Ascomycota, Eurotiomycetes, Eurotiales, Aspergillaceae. The coding region runs from base 1 to 1593 and encodes 530 amino acids. Gene Ontology annotation, molecular function: oxidoreductase activity, acting on paired donors, with incorporation or reduction of molecular oxygen; iron ion binding; monooxygenase activity. The transcript is spliced from 4 exons. The record is from RefSeq and is a predicted model, not a curated record.
AUGACGACUGUUGCCCGUCUUUCCGGAUCUUCCUGGGCUCACGUCCACUAUGGAAUCAAGUCUGGUCCGGGGACCCCACUUGUCUCAACCAUUGCGAUACUGAUCCUGAUCGUGGCUCUCGUCACUCGGGCAGUUUAUCUGGUCUUUUUCCACCCUCUGGCUAGAUUUCCCGGACCAAAGCUCUGGGCGAUUUCGCGCGUUCCAUGGGCAUACCAUGUUAUCAAGGGCGAUGUCUGGCACUCCAUGGACGAUUUUCAUAACCGUUAUGGCUCUGUCAUCCGUAUUGCUCCGGAUGAGCUCUCGUUCAUCUCACCGACGGCUUGGAAGGACAUAUAUGGCGCACGCCCCCAGUUGCUGAAAGACCCGCGCACGGACUCGCUCUUCACGGCGGUGGGAGAGGAGCACCGACGAAUUCGAGGCGCGUUCGUUAACGCCUUUUCCGACAAGGCGUUGCGGGACCAGUCUCGGAUCAUGGAGGACUAUAGCGGGCAAUUCAUCAACCGGCUGAAAGACGAGGCCCUCGGCCAUGGGCAGAUUCUGGAUAUCCAUGCAUUCGUUGGCUCCGCCAUCUUUGACAUGAUUUCCCACCUCACUUGGGGCGAGACAUCUCAGGCCCUUCAAGAAACGACCGCGACCAAGUCUCCGGACUGGAUUCGCCGUUUCUUUCUCCAUGCUCGGUUCAGCACGCUCCGAAAUUGUCUCAGCCGAUUCUCCCCGCUGGACCACAUCCUCCAGUCGGUCUUCCUCCGUGUCACUGCCCGCCAACGAAUUGCAAACACCAAGUUGACUUUUGAGCGUAUAGACCGCCGCCUGGCGGCCGGACAUUCCUCCACGGGGGAUUUCAUGGAGCCAAUCCUUGAUCGGAUCACUGAAGAUCACAAUCGCGCCUCCAAAGGGUCCAUCACCAAAAGUGAAGUUCUCACCAACGGGGUCGCGGUCGUCAUUGCCAACUCACAGCUGGGUACCAUCGCCGUUACUACGGCCAUCUACCUGCUCCUGUCCGGCCACCCGCGCUGCUUACGGCGGCUCGUGGACGAGGUCCGAAGCGCCGGUUUUCAGACCGAAGCCGGCAUCCGUGUUGCUUCGACUCAGUCACUACCCUACCUCAAUGCGGUCAUCAAUGAAACGCUGCGUCUGCAUCAUCCAACCCCGGGAAGCCUUCCGCGCAUCGCCCCAGACGAUGGUAUAAUGAUCGACGGCCACCUUGUUCCCAGGGAUACCGUUGUCGGGAUUAGCUUAUUCAACAUCCACAGACGGCCGGAAAACUUCACUCGUCCCCUCGAGUUCCACCCAGAAAGGUUCCUGAGCAAAAACGACGAGCGGUAUGAUGGAACCUUUGCAAACGAUCGACUGGAUGCUUUCCAGCCCUUUUCAAUGGGACCGCGGAACUGCAUUGGAGGAAAAGUAUUCCUGGCCCAGGCGAGGGUCCUGCUUUCGCGGCUGCUGUGGACAUUCGACAUGGAACUCGCGGAGCCUCCAGAGGCGGUAGCAAAUUGGUUGAAUCAAAAGGCAUGGCUCGUCUAUGAACCAAGAUCAUUGCGGGUGAAGUUGACCCUAAGGUCGGAUCGGCCCAACGAACUUUUGCAGCGAUGA